AUGCAUAUUUCCAAGGUUGCUAUCGCGCCUCGAACGAUUAAUUACGAUCCUUCUAUUCUCUACUUUCUGCAUUCAGGAAUUAACAAAUUCGGAGGCGCUACGUCCUCGAAAUUAAACACUCUUGUCCCUCAGAUUAUCCCCGCCCUCAUUCUAGAAAUGGGUCUCUUUAGCACUUCAUCGAGCUCUCUACCAGCCCCGAAAAUCUCUUCCGACGGCGCGCCUAUCGCUCCCGACCGAACACAACGGGCCAGGUGCUGGGAGGCGAGAGAUGCUUAUUUUAGUUGUCUAGACAAGAACGGGAUACUAGAUAGCAUAGCGGAGAAGGAUAAGGCGGAGAAGGGGUGUAAGAAAGAGAGCACGCAGUUUGAGACGAACUGUGCGUCAAGCUGGGUGACAUAUUUCAAGAAACGGAGGGUUAUGGAACACCAACGGAAUCAAACACUAGAGAAGUUGAAGGCACAAGGCGCAACCGAGGUCGACGGGGAUUUAGGACCUGGUGCGCUGGGAAAGCGACCGUGA
Venustampulla echinocandica is the source of this 519-nucleotide messenger RNA. RefSeq lists its product as uncharacterized. The coding region runs from base 1 to 519 and encodes 172 amino acids. NCBI's taxonomy places the organism in Eukaryota, Fungi, Ascomycota, Leotiomycetes, Helotiales, Pleuroascaceae. The record is from RefSeq and is a predicted model, not a curated record. Gene Ontology annotation, biological process: mitochondrial respiratory chain complex IV assembly. The transcript is spliced from 3 exons. Gene Ontology annotation, cellular component: respiratory chain complex IV; mitochondrion; mitochondrial intermembrane space.